AAAGAACACAAUAUUCACAAAAUAAAUCAAUUGAGUCAACUUUAGAUAUUUGUUAGAGUUGACAUAUUAGUACUUUUUCCGUCAAGAAAUUAUUUUCUAGUUUGAAUCUUCAUUUUUUAUUUAAAUAGUAUUAAAAGUAAAAUAUCAACUGGAUAGUUUUGAGACAGAGGGAGUAAAAGUAAUCUAACAUGAUUAUGAAGAGACUUUUGUUCCUAUCAAUCGAAUUACAUCCAAAUGGGCUCAUUGUUAAGACUCAUCAAUAGUAUUAACUCAUUGUUAAGACUUUCGUUCCAUGAGAAAAUGUAUUGACAACUUCCCGACGUCUCAAAUAAAUUUUCGUACCCAAUGCUAGAUGCUUGCUUAGCAGCUUAAAUCCAAUCAUCCAAAUAAGUUGAUCUAGUCUUCUUUUGCUACAAGCCUAGAAAGGCAUGCCCCACCUUCCUGAAUAUUAUUAUUCUCAUUUAUCUAAAUGGCAAUCCAAGAAAAAUCUAUGGAAACUUUAAUUUAUCUUGUUGAAUUAAGGACUAAAUUGCACCCAAGAUAUAAAUUCAAGGGCAAGAAACGUAAUUUACCUUAAAUUUUCAUUCAAAAACGAAAAACCUUAUCCUAGCAGAUAACAUGUACACAAAACUUAUCCUUCAACUUGCUAGCUAUUAACCUUCUUCUUCUUGCAUUGUAAACUAAUCAUCUGAGCUGUUUUCAGUCAUCAAUGGCAGCUUUGAGCUGCCGAGUUCAUCCCAUUGGCUACACUAAAAGCCCUCCAAAUGUCGAAAGAAGUGCGCUGAGGUCUCGCAUUUCUUGCACGAUGCAGCCAGGACAAAGCAAUAUUAAGAGGUAAUCAUUAAUGGGGCAGCAAAAGAAAUAGGAAGGGCAGCUGUAGUUGCUGUUACAAGAGCUAGAGGGAUGGAAGUGGCUGGUGCUGUGGAUUCCUAUCUUGUUGGUGAAGACAUUGGAAAGGUAAGCGAUAUGGAAGAGGCUCUGGAAAUACCCAUAAUGAAUGAUCUCAUCAUGGUCUUGGGAUCCAUAUCUCAGUCGAAGGAAACAAAAGUUGUUGUUGAUUUCUCAGACCCUGAAGCAGUAUAUGAGAACGUUAAACAGGCAACAGCCUUUGGGAUGAAUAGUGUGGUGUACGUACCUCGGAUCAGACAGGAAACUGUCCUGGCAUUAUCAAAAUUUUGCGAGAAAGCCAGCAUGGGUUGUUUGGUGGCUCCUACUUUAUCCAUAGGAUCAAUACUCUUACAACAAGCAGCAAUUUCAGCUUCUUUCCAUUACAAAAAUGUUGAGAUUGUCGAAUCCAGGCCAAAUGUUACUGAUUUUCCAACACCAGAUGCAAAACAAAUUGCAAACAACAUUUCCAAUCUAGGUCAGUUGUACAAUAGAGAAGAUUUAUCAACCGAUGUCAAGGCCAGAGGUGAGGUUCUUGGAGAAGAUGGAGUACGAGUGCACAGCAUGAUAAUGCCAGGACUACCAUCUAGUACAGCAGUGUAUUUUUCCAGGCCUGGAGAGGUUUUUACCGUGAAACAUGAUAUCACCGAUGUGCAGUCUCUAAUGCCUGGCCUGAUUCUUGCAAUCAGGAAAGUUGUGCGCUUAAAGAAUCUAGUUUAUGGGUUGGAAAAGCUUUUAUGAAAGCCUACUAUAUGAUGGAUGCUGCUCAAGUUCAUGUCCAGAACCAUAUGAUGAACGUGCAUGGGACAAACGAGUAGAAAUUCAUAAAGCUCAACAAGGCAAUGCUCUCCUUUUAGGUCUUUCUUUUUUAACCUUUAACUUUUUUUAAUAAUAUUUUUUUUUUCAAAUAGAGCCCUACCACUACUCAUGUAAUAAUGGAUAUGUUUACUUUUAAGCAAGCAUAACAUGAAUUUAAGCUAUUAUAAUUGACACGAUGAAAGCUUGAUUUUAGAAUAGUUAAAAAUGUUUCACCAUUCAGUUAGUUUAUCUAAUUGUCGCCAUACAGAUAGCCGACUUAGAUGCUUUUCCUUGAUUUACACUCUGCUUCAUCUUAACAAUCGAUUUUGUUGUAGUUUUAGUUUAAAUACAAUCAAUUAUUAAAAACUAAC
Messenger RNA from Oldenlandia corymbosa var. corymbosa, 2054 nucleotides. NCBI's taxonomy places the organism in Eukaryota, Viridiplantae, Streptophyta, Magnoliopsida, Gentianales, Rubiaceae. The record is from the annotation of a GenBank genome assembly.